Aspergillus japonicus CBS 114.51 is the source of this 1269-nucleotide messenger RNA. RefSeq names its product kinase domain protein. Gene Ontology annotation, biological process: regulation of mRNA processing; protein phosphorylation; spliceosomal complex assembly. The transcript is spliced from 5 exons. Gene Ontology annotation, molecular function: protein kinase activity; ATP binding. NCBI's taxonomy places the organism in Eukaryota, Fungi, Ascomycota, Eurotiomycetes, Eurotiales, Aspergillaceae. The record is from RefSeq and is a predicted model, not a curated record. The coding region runs from base 1 to 1269 and encodes 422 amino acids.
AUGAUUCCGCACUCGCUGACCCCUUUAUCACGCGAUGAACUUAUAGAAGAGGAGAAGUUCCCCGGCUACAGGUCCGAAGAUUACUAUCCCGCCAAGCCGGGCGAGGUACUUGCCGACCGCUACCAACUCAUUACCAAGCUCGGCUGGGGGAUGGCCUCAACCGUAUGGUUGGCGCGCAACAUGACAGGACACCGGUGGCAGCAAGAGACAGUCGUCGCGCUCAAGAUCGGCAACACCAAUUGCGACGCAGAGGAACACGAACGAGCGCUCGAAGGACACAUCCCGCAAAGCGACGCGACACGAGAGGGCCGGAUCUUUCUGCGCACGGCGCUCGAGUCUUUUGUCAUUGAGAGCAAAGCGGGUAGGCAUUUGUGCUUGGUAUACGAGCCGAUGCGGGAAUCGCUCCGUGACUUUCGCUACCGUUUUGUCGAUGCUCAGAUACCUCUCGUGUUGAUAAAGCUCUACAUUCGAAUGCUGCUUCUUGGGCUGGAUUAUCUCCAUAGUGUCUGUCGUCUGGUCCAUACCGAUCUCAAACUCGACAACAUCAUGAUGUCCUUCGAGGAUCCAGUGAUUUUGGAUGAGUUUACGGCAUUACAGCUUCAGGUACCCAUGGAAUACAAGGUCGACUCUGCCGGUCGACAUGUUUAUCUCUGCCACAAUGAUUUUGGGCCCCUGAGGUCAGCUAGAAAUAUCCCCAAGAUUGUGGAUUUCGGAUCAGGGAUCAAGCUCAAUCCUGAUGCCAAGUGCAUCUGGCCGAUUCAACCACAUCACUACCGGGCGCCCGAGGUAAUUCUGGGCUGUGGCUGGAACACAGGCGCGGAUAUUUGGAACAUGGGGAUCCUCCUCUGGAACCUCCUCCAAGGUAGAAACCUGUACACCCAGGUUUACGAUGCCCACGGAAACUAUAGUGCUAAAUCGCACCUUGCGGAGAUGAUCGCCUUGUUUGGCCCGCCUCCUCCGAAAAUGCUUACGAGAGCCCGGGAAAUGCGGAAUAAAAAGUGGUCUCCAAAGAUAAGAAUAACAGGUUGUAAUGGGAAGCUAUCUGAUACAGCCGAAGAUAUGUUUGAUGGCCCCUUUUUCAAUGAAGAAGGCAAAUUUCUGUAUCCGGACCUGAUCCCUGAGCGUAAUCUUGUGGAUACUCUUCCCGUGCUUGAAGGCAAAGAGAAAGAGACGUUUCUUGAUUUGGCCAGGAACAUGCUUGUAUGGGAUCCAACGGAGAGAUCAACGGCUGCUGAGCUGGCCGAGCACCCCGCCCUCCAAGAUAACUGA